AUGGGACUGGAGGCCCCUCAGCGUUCGGGAAUUCUGGAAGAUCUCCGGGGACCCUCCAGGGGCCUGGAAUCAUGUGGAGGGUCGCAGCCCUGCGAAGGGGACUGGGGAGCCGAGAACGCGGUCCUGGGAGUGCAGCUGGUGGUGACCCUGCUCACCGCCACCCUCAUGCAUAGGCUGGCACCGCACUGCUCCUUCGCACGCUGGCUGCUCUGCAAUGGCAGCAAGAUGUUCCUGACAGUGACCCGGCUGUAUUUCAGCGCAGAGGAGGGGGGUGAACGCUCUGUGUGCCUCACCUUUGCCUUCCUCUUCCUGCUCCUGGCCAUGCUGGUGCAGGUGGUGCGGGAGGAGACUCUCGAGCUGGGCCUGGAGCCAGGCCUCGCCAGUAUGACCCAGAACUUGGAGCCACUUCUGAAGAUGCAGGGCUGGGACUGGGCGCUCCCUCUGGCCAAGCUGGCUAUCCGCAUGGGGCUGGCAUUCGUGGGAUCCAUGCUGGGGGCCUUCCUCACCUUUCCAGGCCUGCGGCUGGCCCAGACACACCUGGAUGCGCUGACCAUGUCGGAAGACCGGCCCAUGCUGCAGUUCCUUCUGCAGAUGAGCUUCCUGUCCCCUCUGAUCAUCCUGGGGCUCUGGACCAAGCCCAUUGCACGGGACUUCCUGCACCAGGCACCUGCUGGGGAGAUGACCUUCUCCCUGCUGUCGGACUCGGCCUUCGACUCACUGCGCCUCUGGGUGCUGGUGGCGUUGUGCCUGCUAAGGCUGGCCGUGACCCGGCCCCACCUGCAGGCCUACCUGUGCCUGGCCAAGGCCCGCGUGGAGCAGCUGCGGCGGGAGGCCGGCCGCAUAGAGGCCCGUGAGAUCCAGAGGCGGGUGGUGCGGGUCUACUGCUACGUGACAGUGGUGAGCCUGCAGUACCUGACGCCCCUCAUCCUCACUUUCAACUGCACGCUGCUGCUCAAGACGCUGGGCGGCUACUCCUGGGGCCUGGGCCCGGUUCCCAUGCUGUCCCCUCCCCCGUCCUCAGCCCACGAUCGCCUGGUGGGCCCCGGGGAGGAUGAGGCCCAGCAGACGGCGGCCCGGAUCGCAGGGGCCCUGGGCAGCCUGCUCACGCCCCUCUUCCUCCGCGGCGUCCUCACCUUCCUCAUCUGGUGGACCGCCGCCUGCCAAUUGCUCUCCAGCCUCUUCGGCCUGUACUUCCACCGGUACCUGGCGGGCUCCUAGCCGCCCGCAGAAGACGCUCCUGGGGCCCCGAGGUCCGGGCCGAGCUAGCGGUUCCCGGCCGCCUCCUCCGUGUGUGCCUCAGUGUCCUCAGGUGCAAGGCGGGCCUGGGAGUCCCCGCAGCGCCUGCUGUGCGGGUCCACUUCACCGCAGUGCCUGAGCUGUGGCCCCCUUGGAUCCCGGGUUUCUGCCUCAAAACUGUUGCCCUGGGCCCACUGGCAGAGGAUCCCAGGGCCAUUGUUCCCAGAUGGCACGCCCCCCUCCCCCAUUUGAGGCAGAAGUGGGGGUUCAUUCUUCUGAAUAAAAGAGCAGACUG
Molecule: messenger RNA, 1531 nt
Organism: Puma concolor (puma)
Lineage: Eukaryota; Metazoa; Chordata; Mammalia; Carnivora; Felidae
Source: RefSeq, a predicted model, not a curated record